GAUCAUGUUGUGCAAAACAAAAAAACGUUGUUCAAGAAAACGUUCAUUGACAGACAAACUAAAGAGACCUCAGAGAAACUCCUCCAUCUCAUCAUGUCUUUAGGGCUUCCGGCCUGUAGGUGGCGAUGCAGUCCGCGCCGCCUAGGAAUUACGUCACUUCCACCAAAACAAAUAAGGAGGCAGCUGACUCUGAAACUUUCUAAAACGAAUACGAAUGAAAACUGAGACAACGUGCAGGUCGGUUCAGCAUGAACACCGCUCUGAAGCACUGGAAGGAGGCGGCCACCCUCAUUGUAGCCGCAGGACAGCGCUUCGCCGCGGACAGUAGUUUGCUGUCAAGGACACCGCAGACAGCCGCUCCGGGUCCAGGUCCAGGUGCAGGUGCAGGUCUAUUGCAGGGCAGAGGGGAUGGACGGUCACACCUGCCGCACACGUCCUGCUUCGACUACAACGUGUUGCUGCUCAAAAGGAGCAGUAAAAGUGGAUUCAUGCCCAACGCGCACGUGUUUCCUGGCGGCAUGUUGGACUCUUCGGACUUUUCGAGUGACUGGUUGGACAUUUUCAAAUCUUUCAGCAGCUCCCCUAAUUUUGGCUUAAGAGGUGUCAAACAGCCGGCGGAGACCAGACCCCCAAUCUUUGCCACAGACCGACUGAAACUGGGCUCCCCCAUCCCGGGAGAGGUCGCCCUCCGGAUAUGCGCCCUGAGGGAGACCUUUGAGGAGUCCGGUGUCCUGCUGGCUGUGUCUAAGCUGCAGGAGACGACUUUGUUAGAAAGCUUGAAGGGGGAGCGUCUCAGCGAGCACUACAAGGUGAACGGCCUGUGCAGAGAUGAGCUCUCCAGGUGGAGGGCCCUGGUGAACCAGGACCCCUCCAACUUCGUCAGGAUGUGCAGAGAGCUGCAGGUGUUGCCCAACAUCUGGGCUUUACACGAGUGGGGCAACUGGCUGACCCCAGUGGGCAGAUACGGCGUGACGAGGUUUGACACCGCCUUUUUCAUCUGCUGCUUGCAAGAGACUCCGCACACACUUCAGGAUGAAAAGGAAAUCGUGCGAUUUCAGUGGUCCACGCCCUCCGAGGUCCUGCAGAGCUACCAGGCACGGGAGUUAUGGAUUGCGCCUCCGCAGUUCUACGAGCUCAGCCGCAUGUGCCGCUUCCCUCUGCUCCGUGACCUCCACAACUUCUCCCGCCAGCGCGCCACAGAGGGCUGUGAACAGUGGCUGCCGGUGGUUGUCUUACAAGAUGAACGCUACAUGUCACUUCUACCAGGCGAUAAACUCUAUCCAGUGGACGGUGCAGGAGAGACUGGUGAGGUCGGUAAGAGCACAGACCCUCAGCUGAAGGAUCUUCCGGAGGAUUCUGCACUGCACCGCUUUGUGGUCUCAGAUCCGUAUACUGCAAGUCUACAAGUCACCAUCACACCCAAGUACAAACACCUGCUCCCCGUUGUGGAGCCACCUGUAUCACGUGACUCAAAAAGUCAACUUUAACCGGAAACUCCUCCUGAUCCUGUGCAAUCCUAUAAUGUAAAUUCACAAAUGAAGAUUUAUUAACUAUUUUAUUAUCAAACAGUGUUGUUUGUAACGGCAACCUCAUGUACCACCUAUGAUAGUAUCAUAUUCUUUUUUUUUUUUGGGUUGAUAAGCUGGUUUUCUUGGGAAAAAGACCCUGGUCCGAUAUAAUAAAUGCGUAAGUAAAAGAUGAAUUAAUUAAUUCAUAAAAGCCUUAUUAUGCAGAGGAAUACUUUUUUUUAUUUAGGUUUUAUGAGGUACUCAUUUCUUUUUAAGGGCCCAAGAGGUGAGACAGCCACUACUGAACAGUUAAGCUGAUUCUAUUUAUAAAAUAGUUUCAUUACAGUUUGACCUUUUUAUUACUGUCUGCUGUGUCAAACCUGUUGUCUAAAAUGCAGCAUUGAAAUACAUAAAAAAAUGGUUUUCUCCUUAAAA
This is a messenger RNA of Mugil cephalus (flathead mullet), 1943 nucleotides long. It is a transcript of the gene nudt19, whose product is annotated as nudix (nucleoside diphosphate linked moiety X)-type motif 19. The transcript has 3 exons. Gene Ontology annotation, molecular function: hydrolase activity, acting on acid anhydrides, in phosphorus-containing anhydrides. Bases 249 to 1487 code for a protein of 412 amino acids. NCBI's taxonomy places the organism in Eukaryota, Metazoa, Chordata, Actinopteri, Mugiliformes, Mugilidae. The record is from RefSeq and is a predicted model, not a curated record. Gene Ontology annotation, cellular component: mitochondrion.